Messenger RNA from Phytophthora sojae, 180 nucleotides. RefSeq lists its product as hypothetical. The annotation marks the transcript as partial. The record is from RefSeq and is a predicted model, not a curated record. NCBI's taxonomy places the organism in Eukaryota, Oomycota, Peronosporomycetes, Peronosporales, Peronosporaceae. The transcript has a single exon.
UUGAACGAGGAAUUCCUAGUAAACGCAAGUCAUCAGCUUGCAUUGAUUACGUCCCUGCCCUUUGUACACACCGCCCGUCGCACCUACCGAUUGAAUGACUCGGUGAAAAAUUGGGAUCGUGAGUCCGUUUGCUUCAUUGCGAGUGGAUUGAUGAGAACUUUUUUAAACCUCGCCAUUUAG